UAACUCAAAGUAAUGUUCAUAUCGCCACUGUCAAAAGCUGUAGACAAUGGUAUCAUUUUCUUCUCCCUGUGCAGGAGCUAUAGUGAAAGGAGAAAAACCAUAUUGGAUGACCUUUUUUCCCUUCUGCAGAUAACUGAAGAGUGUUGCACAAGUAGUGACACAAUAGUUUGAUUUUUAACUGUAAUGUGAUAAAUUUAGUAAACGAAUAUUAGUGAAUUGCAGAAAAUGGUAAUGGCAUAACGGUAACAUGUUUCUUUCUAACUAAAUACUGCUUGAGUGGUUGUCCCAUACAGCCGUGAAAAAGUACACAGUCUUUCUAUUCAAAGAUUUUAAUGUAUCAGCACAUAAUAGGAUUUAAAAUUAUUUAAAUACAACCUCAGGUGAACAACAGUGCAUGAUGUAUUAUACCACAUCAUUAGUCGACAAAAAGGAAGCCAAAAUGGAAAAAGCAGUGUUAAAAAAAAACAACCCCUAACUGAAGCAAUUAGUUGAAGUAAGCCUUUGCUUUAAGACUUUAUCACUCUUUAUCGCUCUUACAUCAUUGUGGAAACAUUUGGGCCACUCUUCUUUUCAAUAUUGUUUCAGUUCAUUGAGGUUUUUGUACAACUCUCUUAAUAUCCCUGCCACAGUAUUUCAAUUAGGUUUUGGUCUGCACUUUGACUGGACCAUCACAACAACUUUAUUCUUUUCUCUUAUACCGUUCUGCUGUAGAUUUGCUAGAGUGCUUUGAUCAUCGUCCUGUGGCAUGUCCCAAUUUGGGCCAAGCUUUAGCUGUUAGACAGAUGCUGUCAUAUUUGACUCGAGACUAUUUUGUUAAUACGGUCAAUGACCGCAAGUUACCCAGGUGCAGCUUGUAGUGGUUGCAAAACAAUCAAAUUCUAACCCCUCCACCACAAUGCUUGACAGUUGGCAUGAGGUGUUUACGCUGAUACCUUGUUUAGUUUUUGCCAAAUGUGCUGUCGUGCGUUCCAGCCAAACAUGUCUACUUUGGUCUUGUCCAGCGGACAGUUACGGGAGUCUUGUGGUUUGUUCACAUGCAGUUUUGCAAACCUAAGCUGUGUUGCCAUGUUCUUUUUAGAGAGAAGGUUUCUACUGGCAACCCUGCCCAACACCCUAUAACUUGUUCAGUCUUUUUCUAAUUAUACUGCCACGACAUUUAACAUUUGUCAUGCUAACCGAGGCCUGUAGAGUCUGAGAUGUUGCUGUUGUUGUUUUUGUUUUUUUGUUUUUGUUUUUUUUGUGCUGUUUCUCUGAACAUUGUCUCAUUUUGGGUGAAUUUCAACUGCUGGGAAUAUUAACAGCUGUCAUGAUUUUUUUUUUCCACUCGAAUGAUGGACUUGAUAUUGUUUGGAAAUUGCGUUAUAAUCCUUUUACAGAUUGAUAGACAGUAAUAAUUGAUUUUUUUUUUAAAGAUCAUUGCUGAUGUCUUUCCAUCUUGGCAUUAUGUUAAGACACACCUGAAUGCUCCAUCCCCACAAACUGCUAGGACUGAUUUAAAAAAAAAAAAGAAAAAAAAAAGAAGUUCUGAUUAUGUUAAAAAAACAGCUGAAUAUGAUAAAUGGCAUUUGUGUAAACAUAAAUCUCUUUGUAAAGGUAAUGUUACUUUAUAUUUUAUUGACAUAGAAGUGGAAAUUGAACAAUAAUGUUUGGACCCCCUUGUACCCGUAUUAAUUUUCAGGAUCUUCGUUAAGUUGGUGUAUUAAUCCAUGUUGGGACCUUUUUGUUUAAACUUAGUUGCCUUUAUUUAAUCCUGGCAUUUUUUUUAUGCUGUUCUCCAGUAAAUGAGUAUCAAAGUAAAGGAGGUUUCUUAAAGACUAAUUGUAGUGCCUGAGUUGUUGGGAGAGGUUUUGUGUGUACUGCAUGAAUCACAGUUGGUGGUGUGUUGUCAGUAGCCAACUAGGUAUAUAUCACUGAGGUCUCUGCCCAUCCACUAAUCCUCUCCCACACCCCUGCCUCCCUCACUUCUUUCUCUCCAGCCUAAGUAUAAUAUCUAGUUUGUCUCAGACACAUUCAUCUGCCCCCUGAGUGGCUUCUUACAGAUUAACUGUGGAUGGAGUUUGGAGGCUGCAACCUCUCACUGAUCACUCAGCGUUUAACUCGAGCUGGGUCUGUAUGGUAACUGUGCAGCUGUAGACUUUGAGACCUGUAUGGAAACUGCGUGCAGAUCUAACAGCACAGUGAGUUGCUGCUGAUGACCCAGGACUCGGGAGAGGCUGUGGGUGUUGUGGUUUGUCCAGGAGAUGCGUGAAGGAGCCCUGGUAUGUUUCUGUACAAAGCCCUUAAACACAGAGAUGAAGAGGAGGACAUCCAGUCCCAGAAAUCCUGGAUAGAAAGCACUUUCACCAAGAGGGAAUGUGUGUACAUACUUCCAGUGUCAAAGGACCCCCACAGAUGCCUUCCAGGAUGCCAGAUUUGCCAGCAGCUCGUCAGGUGCUGCUGUGGGCGGCUGGUGCGCCAACAUGCUGGCUUCACAGCCAGCUUGGCCACCAAGUACUCAGAUGUGAAGUUGGGUGAGAGCUCCAAUGUGCCUAUGCCCGAGCUGGAGGAGUGGUCAGUGGAAAAACACACAGAGGCCAGACCCACUGAUGCCUAUGGUGUCAUCAACUUCCAGGGAGGGUCUCACUCAUACAGAGCCAAGUAUGUACGUUUGUCCCAUGACACGAGGCCAGACAGCAUUUUACGACUGAUGCUAAAGGAGUGGCACAUGGAGCUUCCCAAGAUCCUCAUUUCUGUCCACGGAGGAGUUCAGAACUUUGACCUGCACCCCCGCAUUAAGCAGGUGAUCGGCAAGGGCCUCAUCAAAGCUGCUGUCACCACCGGGGCCUGGAUUCUCACCGGUGGUGUUAACACAGGUGUAGCAAAACAUGUGGGAGAUGCUCUCAAAGAACACUGUUCAAGAUCAUCAAAGAAAAUUUGCACUAUCGGGAUUGCACCCUGGGGAGUGAUUGAAAACAGGAACGAUCUCAUUGGCAGAGACAUUAUUGCUCCAUAUCAGACACUACUGAAUCCUCUCAGCAAACUAAACGUUCUCAACAGCCUGCAUUCCCAUUUCCUCCUUGUGGAUGAUGGGACGGUGGGAAAGUAUGGCGCUGAAGUAACAUUGCGGCGGGAACUGGAGAAGCAUAUCAACCUCCAAAAAAUACAUGCCAGUAAGAACUUUUUUUUUGGUCAUUAAUGUAAAAGUACAUGCUUAGUGCUGCAACAAAAGAGCAUGCAUACACUCACACACACAAACCGAUAUCAACAUACAUAAGUCCCAUUGCAGCUGAAUGUGUGCUGUUCUGGUGCAGGUGAAGACUGUGUGAUGUGUCCAUGAAUGCCACACUUGUGAGAUUGACACAAGACUCAACAUUGCACUGUAAAUAUAUUCAAAAAUCUCAGACUUCGCACUACCUUUGGAACUAUGAGUUGGACAAAUUAAUCAGUCACUUCUUCUACCAUUAACAACAAACACAAGAAAAGAAAACCAGGGCUGGUUCACAAACCUCUAAAAAGACUCUGACAUAAAUUGCUAAACACUCCUGAAUCUUUACCAGAUUCAAAUUUUGCUCUUAUCCAUAGAACCAACACUAUCUGGAUUUUAAACAGACUCUUUAAUAGAAAUCCUGCAUAAUGUGUUUCAAGCAUAAAGUGAUAGUCUGGAGUUUAACUAGGGCCAGAAAGAAGCACUGGUCAAAGAUGAUAAUAAUACACUACAAACCUUGACUCUCACCACCCAACUGAACAUUAUCAUAGCUGAAAGUAAAAUGAAAGAAACUAUAUUCUGGACUUGAAAACAAGCAGCAAUAGGGACACCCUGGUCGUUUCCAGCAUACAGGAACGUAGAACAGAUGAAUUUCAUGGUGACGAGACUAGAACUACACCCCCCCCUGUCAGUAGCAUCACAUCUCACUGUGUAAACUGGAAAUUAAAAAAAAAAAAAAAAAAGUAACAUAACAUCCUACACUGAAUGUCACCAAGUUUGGACAUUAUAAACAUAAUGAACAUAUACAAUAUGCCAAGGCAGACAGCUUAAAUGGAUGGACAGUGGACUCAAUGACCAGUUUCCAUGCGAAGUAAUUGAAGGAAAAAAACUGAAAACGGUACAUCAAAGAAGCUAUAUAAAUCACAGAAAAGAUAUAAUUGAUGAAAACUCUACUGUAACAAAAAUGUGACCCAAUUGCUUUUCUAGUUCCCCAACCCAAAUCUGAAUCACUUCCUUUUCACUCACAGAGUAUUUUACCAAUCAUUUGCUGCAUCUCCCCACUCCUUAGCAGUUUUCUCCGGCUUCUAAACGAACAUAGACUGAAAUGGCUUGAGAUCUAAAGCGCUAUAGUGUCCCUUUUUGUUUAAUUAUUUGGGUUUUGGUCUUCUGUUCAUUUUUAUGCCAUAUUUUUUCUUCUGUUUCUGUUAUCACAAAUGGUAUGAUUACACAAACAUCAUUCACCACACGUGUAUACAGACAUCUGUCUGUAGUCAAUAUUAACAAUGGUUUAAUGAUAAUAAUUAUGUCUAUUGCAUUUAUUUAUCUAGUCUUUUACAAUUUUUCUUCUUCACUCACAAACUUUUCUAUUUGUCAAAAGGGGUAACAGACAGAUGGGCUCCAACACUAAACAAACAUUAAAAUCUACAUGAAUAAAAACAUUUUAAUGAUUGGUUUUAGUUGAGGCAGUCUUUGAUUACACUGUCCAUUUCACAAGGAAUUGGCCUGUAUAAGUUUUUUUCCCCCCUCUAGUCUGUGAAUUUUCUUUUUAACACGUAAUUUCAUAAUUUUAACACAUGAUUAUGAAAUGUAAAAAAACAAAUUAAUCAUCAGUGAUCAUGCCCCACUAAACCUUAGACAGAAAAUGAAACCGUCUAACAAAUGAUUCAGUACCUGUCAUCUAACUACAUCGAUAAAAAAUUAAAAUUUGACAAAUUAAAAGCGGAGCAUUUUAGACCAGGAAACACAACAUAAAUAUUAUCCUGUGAGGGUAUUUAAAUAUCUUAGUGGAGAGGGAAUACAGGGAUGCAAAAGGAAGAUACGGAAACAGAAAUUUCUGAUUUGGCCUCUGCCCACUUUUAUGCUGUAUGACCUGAGCUGAUGGUAAGCGUGCUUGCUUUGGCAACGCAUUGACACAGUAUGGAUCAACCUGGAGCUCAUUCAGCAGUCAAAUGCUGGGUCUUUUGUUUUGUUUUCCCUUCUACAUUGACAGAGUUGUCGUUUGCUAGGCUGU
Messenger RNA from Haplochromis burtoni (Burton's mouthbrooder), 5195 nucleotides. Its product is annotated as transient receptor potential cation channel subfamily M member 7. The record is from RefSeq and is a predicted model, not a curated record. The transcript is spliced from 7 exons. The coding region runs from base 2261 to 3175 and encodes 304 amino acids. Gene Ontology annotation, molecular function: calcium channel activity. Gene Ontology annotation, biological process: monoatomic cation homeostasis; calcium ion transport; monoatomic cation transmembrane transport. Lineage: Eukaryota; Metazoa; Chordata; Actinopteri; Cichliformes; Cichlidae.